This is a messenger RNA of Camellia sinensis, 675 nucleotides long. The record is from RefSeq and is a predicted model, not a curated record. NCBI's taxonomy places the organism in Eukaryota, Viridiplantae, Streptophyta, Magnoliopsida, Ericales, Theaceae.
ACGGUGCGAUGCAUACAAUCAGUCGGUCCUCUUCCAGCAUAAAAGAAGGUAAGUGAGCUGAAGGAGAUCAGGAAGAGAAAGAAGAAAUGGCGAGCAAUCAGGGCCGUCUAUUCUCAUCACUAAUCAAGCUAUCUGCUCCCAAAUUGGUUCUUCCCUACGCGAGAUCUGAAUCGGUAACUCUCUCCGGUUCGCACUCGGCGAGGCGACUCAUCUGGUCUUCGACUCAGAUUCAACAAGAAGAUCAAGUUAACCCUAAAAAGCUUGAAGAACAGGAAUCAGAAAUCAAAGAGAAGAUGCAAAACGAAAAGGACAACGACAACGAAGACGAAGAUGAAGAUGACGACUUUGAUAUGAACAAAGAGACCGGUGAGAUUGGAGGACCUAGAGGUCCCGAGCCCACUCGUUACGGCGAUUGGGAGCAAAACGGUCGGUGCUCUGAUUUCUAAGUACUUUUUGAUUGAUUGAUUGUUUGGUUGUUAUUAUUUAUAUUGAAAUCUUGAUGGAUUUAGGAACUUGAAAUGUGAUGUUAGGUUUAUAUUUUGGUUGAGUGUAAUGAUCAAAUUAAUGAAUAAAAAUGAUUGAUUGAAUCAAUCAAUUAUAUUCUUGUUACUUUUUUUGCGGUAUUGAUUGUUUAUAGUUAUUACUAGUAAAAUUGUCCGAGUUGUUGAUGAUUCA